GUGAACACUUCCGGUAUGCCAGUGGCCAUGUUUGCAUCAACUUGGCAAAUACUUGGCGAAGUCUGGACUCGAGUAGACUCAUAAAACCAGCCUGAACACCGACCAGGCAUGUCGUGAAGCUGGUGGGACAUCUGGGAAGACCGUAGGUUGACGUAGAAGCUCUACUUUAUCCAAUAUUUGUAGAAGAACUGCCUUGAGAGAGAAUAUUCUUUGCGUGUCCGCCCCCCUCCCACGAACCCGGUUCUAAUUUGAAUGGAUCAGUGAGUGAGUCUUGCCGAACUUGAAUAACCGGUUCCUGAAAUGCUCCCAAACUGCACACAACCACGGCUGGCCGUGUAGCGCCGAGGAUCAAAACCUAAAACACCAUAUUUCCAGCGGAAACCGAGUCCGUCCGGGCCCGUUAGGAUGGCCGGGGCGGCGGCGAAGGGCCUUCGGGAGUGGGCGAAGCAGGUUACCGCCGGGUACGCCGGGGUUUCCGUGACCAAUCUGACGACUUCGUGGCGAGACGGAAUGGCGUUCUGUGCCAUCAUACACCACUUCAGGCCAGACCUCAUUGACUUUGGUUCACUCUCCAAGGAGAAUAUUCGAGAGAACAACAAGCUGGCGUUUGACGUUGCUGAACAGGAGUUAGGCAUCCCUGCCCUGCUGGACCCAGCUGAUAUGGUGGCUCUGAAGGUUCCAGACAAACUCAGCAUCAUGACGUACCUGUCACAGCUCUAUAACUUCUUCAGUGGGCCGGGACUCGGAGGAGCGAGUAAGGGCGGAGUGAAGCGUCCUCCUGCCAGCCUGUCUCCGGCUCACGGCACCAAGAAGUCCAAGGCUCUGGACGAUGAUGAUAACCCCUUCAAGGCCUACCUAGCACAAGAACCAGUGGUGCAAGAAACUAACAAGACAGAAGACUACAGGCGACACAAGCGGACGCCUUCUCCCUCAAACUUCUCCAAGAGUCAGUUAUCUUCUCUGAAAACCAGCCUCAAGGAGGACAUAGAGCAGUUCAUGCCAGCGGAGGUUGUCCAGCGCAGCGACAGGAGCUGCUCGGUCUGUGACAAGUACGUCCACAUCGUGGAGAAGGUCUUCGUGGACGGCAAAAUGUACCACAGGAACUGCUUCAGAUGUAGCAUCUGCAAAGUGAGUUUGAAGGCGGGAGCGUACAAGGACGGCGGCGCGCCGGGUGAGCUCAUCUGCAGCCGGCACAACCAGAUUGCCGAGUACCGGACUCCCGAACCAGAGAAACCGAAACCAGCGCAAGAAAAACUUCCCGAGACGCCGCCGGAAGUCGGGGUGACGGUGGACGAGGCGCCGAGCGUGGCUGCGAAAGCUCGGGCGAGGUUCUUUGAGGAACAGGCGCAGCAGAACUCAGACGAGGCCGGGGCCGACCCCUUCGCAAAACGGUCUGCGCAGAAGGCCAAGCAGGAGGCGGAGGACAAGGAGAACAAGAACAUGCUGCCGGGGAUCCUAAAGAACAUCGCCGACGCCAAGAGGAAGAACCAGGCAAAGCAGGUGGUAGAGGAGCCUCCUCCCGCGAAGCCACCGCGCUCACCGCACGGACUCAAGAACGACAACGGGAACAACAACUCCCCUCCCGCGCCGAGAAAAGACUUAAACCACGGCGAUGUGGUCAUGGCAGACGUGGCAGAGCUCACUCCCCCACCGAGGAGAAAGAAAUCCGACAAGACGAAAAAGACGAAAGAAGGGGACAGGAGCAAGUCGCCCGCCCCUCCUAGUCCUAAAGUUCAGCCUGUAGCUCCAAAAUCUGGUCCAGUACCCACAAAAACUGACGCAGUACCCACAAAAACUGACGCAGUACCCACAAAAACUGACACAGUAGCCACAAAAACUAAUGCAGUACCUAUGAAAACUAAUGCAGUGACGCCUAAAGUUGACAUCAAAGACACUAAACAGCCAGAGAAACUAAAGCCACAGGAAGCGGACACGACAAAACCACCGAGAGACGCGUCUCCAAAACCUGCAGAAAGGAAAGCUCCGAAGCCGCGACCGAGAAAGGCUCCUGGGGAAAACGGGAGCGACGCUUCUGCUCCGUUAGAAGCCCCAAAGCCUAAACCUCGGCCCCGCAGCGCAGAACUUUUAGCAGAACCUGUAGCAAAGCCGCCAACAGACUCUUAUCCAGAAGACAAAAAUCCGUUCGAGGACGAACCGAGUCCAACAGAAGUGCAAUCGCAAGUACUGGAAAAAGUUGCAGUUGAAGCCAAGAGUGGUAGCCCAGAAAAAGUCCCAGUAAAAGAGGAACCCAAAAUUCCUAGUUCGGUAGAAACUAAAUCAAAGGACGCUAGAUUAGCAGAACCGAAGCAUAGAGAAACAACAAAUCAACCCAAACAGGAACAAAAGUCUCCACCCCAGCCCAAACCAGAACAGUCUAGUCAACUUUCCGAGGAAAGCAAAGCUCCGCAACAGAAACCUGAACCAGCCACAGUCAAGCCCGCCACAGAAGCUCCGCCCGCGGAAACAAGCCGCCCCGAGCGCGCCAAUCCCUUCGACACGAAGCCGUCAGACCGGCCGAACCCCUUUGAUACGAAGCCGCCCGAGAGGAAGCUGACGCGGCUGAAGUGCAGCCUGAACCCAUUUGACGAGCCGAGCGAUGAAGAGGAGGAGGAUUCCAGGUCCGAUAGUCUCAACCCCUUCGACAUCAGUGACGAUGACCUCUCGGAUGUUGACCUGGACGAGCCUGGCCCAGACGACGCGGGUCCGCCCGCGGCCCGGGUGCCCGAGGGCCCAGUGGAGCCCCAGCGGCGCAGCGCCUUCCCCGAGGUGAAGAGGAAGAAGAAACGUCGCGCGCCAGCGCCGCCCGGUACCAAACCCGGCCUCCCACCGGUCAUGGCCGUCAAACCUCAGCCUUCAGUCAGAGGAGAGAAGGAGGCAGACAUCUCUGCUCCAGACCAGGAGGGUUCCCCGCAGAAGGUCCAGAAGAAGAGACGGGCCCCAGCACCUCCAGUCUACAGGAGACAGAUCAACUCGAAGAACCGAGUUCCCCAGGAGGAGAUCGACCAGGAGCUUCAGGAGCUGGAGAAACAGCUGACUGAGCUGGAACAUCGCGGAGUCAAGCUGGAGAUCAUGCUCAGACAUGGCAUGGCCAGCACCAUAGCAGGAGAGGAUGAGGAUGAGCUUCUCUCUGAUUGGUUCAGCCUGGUGAACGAGAAGAACAAGCUGGUUCGUCGGGAGACAGAGCUGGUCUACAUCACCAGACAGCAGUCCUUAGAAGACCAGCAGGCGAAUGUGGAGUACGAGCUGAGAUGCCUCAUGCAGAUCUCAGAAGAGAAGAAGAGUAUGGGAGAGAAGUCGCGAGAGGCGCGGCUGCUGAACGAGCUGUUAGAGAUCGUGGCUGAGAGGAACAGCAUCGUGGACAGUCUGGACGAGGACAGGAUCAGGGAAGAAGAAGAGGACAGAGAUAUACAGGCAAUGAUGGCAGACAAAGGAGCCCUGAGCGCCCCUCCCCCCCAGCCUGAGGAGCAGGAACCUGCCAAGGAGAGGAGGGGGCGGGGUCUGUUCGGGAAGAAAGACAAGAAGGACAAGGAGAAAGACAAGGAGAAGGCCAAGAGAAAACCCAAAGUGCAGAUAUAGAUUAAGGCAUUCCUUACAGACUGAUGUCUAUGUUCUUGUCGUUAUAACAGGGUUUAUAAAUAAAAAUUUUGUUUCUGAGUUUACCACUGGAUAUAAGACCAUUACAACUGUCUGUCCGACACUCUUUAUCAGAGAUUAAUAAGAAAAUGUUUACAUGGGAUUUACAGAAUGAGUGGUUAAGUUUGAAACAUUUUUUUUUAUUGAUAUAACCCUGAUCUUUACAAAUGUAACAGGAUUUAUAAUAAUUUAUGGAUGGUUGCAGGGGAUACUGUCUUAAUGUACAUCUGCACAAAGAUAACAUGAAUGUGUGUGUUUCACACAGGUACAAAUGUAUGGUGCAGCAGAAUAUACAUGUACACAAUGUAUGCCCACUGAUAGCAUAGUUCUGUAAGGUAAAAGCCAUUGAAAGUUUGGAUGGGUAUGUGGCAAUGGUAUUCUUGAUAGAAGAAAAUGUACUUAUUUGGGGGUAGGGCAUGGGAGGUAGAGUUUUGUUUCUAAGGCCACACCAAUUUAAUUUCUUGGUUAACGGAUUCGCCGCUUCAUUUUUUUCUGAUUUGCAAAUAAAAAUAAAAAUUCAGAAUCAACUGCAAAAUGA
Messenger RNA from Branchiostoma belcheri (Belcher's lancelet), 4171 nucleotides. Its product is annotated as MICAL-like protein 1. Gene Ontology annotation, molecular function: protein binding. The record is from RefSeq and is a predicted model, not a curated record. The coding region runs from base 406 to 3576 and encodes 1056 amino acids. The transcript is spliced from 17 exons. NCBI's taxonomy places the organism in Eukaryota, Metazoa, Chordata, Leptocardii, Amphioxiformes, Branchiostomatidae.